Molecule: messenger RNA, 1002 nt
Organism: Necator americanus (New World hookworm)
Lineage: Eukaryota; Metazoa; Nematoda; Chromadorea; Rhabditida; Ancylostomatidae
Exons: 8
Coding region: 1-1002 (333 amino acids)
Source: RefSeq, a predicted model, not a curated record
AUGCGAUAUACAUACUACGUCGGUUGUGAAAUUCUAUCAAAUGGCAAUCAACUGAACACGUUGCGAGUUAUUGACGCAUGGAAAGGAACUAUCAUAAAAUACUCACUUCCACCAGAUUUGGAGUCUAUCUAUAUGCUUUAUGAGUCCGUUAACGGUGUGACACUGCUUGGUGUUGGGGACGACAGAAGCAUUACGAUAUUCCAAGCACUUAUAGACCAUAAAUCACGUCGACUAAUUGUAACGAAAGAAUUGAUGGCACUAAAAACUAGCUCAGACGAAGAGAGGACGUGGUCGUGGAACAGUGCCCGGAAUGAAAACGGCAUGGUGCUCAUGGAACUGAAUCAAGAAACAAGAAAACUUCGAAUAUUUGGAAUCAAAACCACUGGCGAGAUUACGUGUUCAGAGAUGGAUGACUUUCAAACACUUGGACUAGCGCCCUACACACAACCUUGGCAAGAAGGAAACAUUAUUUCUGCAUUUGAACGUUUACCUAAUGUGUUUGGACGGUUAGCAUAUACUGGAAGAAUACUGAGUAUCGAUAUUGAAACAAGAAAGACGAUCUAUACGCGACCAAUCAAUUGCCCAUUUGAAAUGAGAGGAAGACAAGAAAUCUAUGCAGCGCUGAAAGCACCACGGAUGAUGAAGCAAAUCUACCGCAACGGACGACUGUGGAUUGUCGCUGAGUCAAUGGCUCAGCUAGGUGUAGCCGUUAGUGUUUGGACCAUAGCCAAUGCAACAUGGCAAUACGUGAUGGAAAUCAAAGCUAACUAUCGCGAUGUUACUAUGGACGUCACUGGAAGUGACACAGCUAUCAUACUCAUUAAAGAGCCGUUAGUGGACGAUGCACAUCCUCACGUUCGCAUUAGAAGUUUGUUUAUGCUGCGAUUAGGGAACGUUCCACGAUUAAGUACGAUUGCUCUGUUCACUGUCCUUGAUAGUCCUUGGUCAACGCAACUUAACGAGCAUAUUCGUUCAAUGUUAGAAAGAUCGUGUAAUUUCUAG